Aspergillus candidus is the source of this 2763-nucleotide messenger RNA. RefSeq names its product putative SIR2 family histone deacetylase (Hst4). NCBI's taxonomy places the organism in Eukaryota, Fungi, Ascomycota, Eurotiomycetes, Eurotiales, Aspergillaceae. Gene Ontology annotation, cellular component: mating-type region heterochromatin. The record is from RefSeq and is a predicted model, not a curated record. Bases 732 to 2492 code for a protein of 586 amino acids. The transcript has 2 exons. Gene Ontology annotation, biological process: pericentric heterochromatin formation; regulation of DNA repair; negative regulation of transcription by RNA polymerase II. Gene Ontology annotation, molecular function: histone deacetylase activity, NAD-dependent; NAD+ binding.
CUAACAAUGAGAAUAUCAUCCUCUAAAACGACCUAGAUUCUACCUAUCAACCCUCCAUUCCGGACCACAUACCAUUGAAUCCUAAUCCCUCAUGAAGGAUUAAGUUGAAUCUUCCCGUGGGUCAAAAUAAACACCACGACGGCUGCAAGCGAGAUUUCCAGACUUUCUCCAUGCUGCAACCUUCUUUGAUGUGGAUGAAUUCUAUGAUCCUUCUUCUCUCUCCUUAACUCCCUCCCUCUCUCUACCUCUCCAUAGUCUCGACGCUCAUUGAGGAAGGAGGAUUAUCCGGACGCUCAGAGUCCUUCAUUCAACCUUUCUUCCCCCAAUCUUCCUCCUUCCUCUUCUUCUUUACUCCUCUCGACUCUCUCCUCUCUCCUCUCUUCUCUCCUCUCCUCUUUCUCCAAAGUCAAACAAACCACUCUGAACUCCUCCUGCAAACCCGACCUCCCGUCAAAAUCCGAUCCUUCCACCUCAAUUGAUCCCGUCCUUCUCUCGCGAUCCCCAUGAUCUUUCACGUCUUGCCUCUUCCCUGUCCAUCCCACAGCUAGUGGUUCGUGAUUAUCCACGUCGUUACCACCCGUCUCAUCAACGACCUCCUUUUUUCUCACCACCUUUUUUUUUUUUUUUUUUCCCUUUUCGCCCGUUUCCCCCUUCAACCCGCGACUCCGCCGCUUUCCACCUCUUCUUUUCUACCAUAUUUCCCCAAAAAUUCUCCCUGAAACGAACUCGUCAUGGAAGAUGAUCUGUCGGAUAUCUCAGAGCUGAGCUCACCACCCGCCUCCCCUUCUCCUCCCCCGGGCUUCUAUCCGUCGCCGCCCCCAUCCCAGGACACAGACGCCUCCAGCACCGGGCGUGGCCGCCAAGACGAACAACCGCCCGCCAGGAAGAGGCGUCGGGUGGCCCUCCCCAAAGAACGCUGCACACAACAUCUCGAUCUCUCCGCCGACUCCGGUCUCUCUGCCUCCGAACAGCAAGAUCAGAUCGAUCUUCUCACCAAGGCUCUCCGGACGCACCGAAAGAUCGUCGUCAUCGCAGGGGCGGGCAUCUCCACCGCGGCUGGCAUCCCCGACUUCCGCUCCACGGAUGGUCUCUUCAAAUCCCUCCAGAAGAAGCACAACCUCAAAGCUUCUGGCAAGCUGCUCUUCGAUGCCGCCGUCUACCAGGAUGAAAACCUUACCGCCUCCUUCCAAGAUAUGGUGCGGUCGCUGUCCGUAGAGGCCACCAAGACCGAACCCACCGCCUUCCAUCACAUGCUCGCCCGCUUGGCCCAGGAGAACCGCCUCACUCGUCUCUACACCCAGAAUAUCGACGCCAUCGAGUCCUCCAUGGAGCCCUUGGCCUCGCAGAUCCCGCUCAACGUCAAGGCCCCUUGGCCCCGCACCAUCCAGUUGCACGGCAGCCUCGAGAAGAUGGUCUGCCAAAAGUGUCGCCAUCUCAAGGACUUUGACCCCGUCAUGUUCGACCGCCCGGAUGCCCCGGAGUGUCCCGAAUGCACCCUCAACAACCAGCUGCGCGUCGAGACCGGCCAGCGCAGCCACGGCAUCGGCAAAAUGCGCCCGCGCAUCGUCCUUUACAACGAACACAACCCCGACGAGGAAGCCAUCACCUCCGUCAUGAACGCCGACGUCCGGUCGCGCCCGGACGCCCUCAUCGUCGUCGGCACCAGCUUGAAGAUUCCCGGCGUGCGCCGUCUCGUCAAGAGCCUCUGCCAUGUCAUCCGGAGCCGCCGGAACGGCAUGACCAUGUGGAUCAACAACGAACCCCCCGUCGGCAAGGAGUUCGAGAGCUGCUGGGACCUGAUGAUCAAGGGCGACUGCGACAAGGUCGCCGAGCUUGCCGCCCUGAAACGCUGGGAUGAUUCGUCGGAGACCAUGUUCCAGGAGUGCAACUCCGAGGAGAUGGAGCGGGCCAAGCGCGAGAACGAGCUGUCUGUCGUGAUCGGGACGCCGCGGAAGGCGCAGAAGACGUCGACGGGGUUCUUGACCCCGUCGUCCAGCCACGACGAGGACGGCCAACUCCAGUCGAUGGUCGCAGACGGGACCCGGGCGAACCCGGCCAGUCGGGGCCGCAGCAUCGAGCAAGUCCUGCAGAAGGCAGCUCCGAAGAACGCGGCCCCCAAGGCCGCUCCGAAGGCCGCUCCGAAAGCAGCUUCGAAAGCAGCCCCAAAGAAGGCGGCUCCCAAGAAGGCCGCCCCGCGGAAACGCACCAAGAAGGAGGAGCCGGCCAAGAAUGCGCGCAUCACGACAUUCAGCAAGGUCACCAAGGGGGCUCCAGUCGCGGCAGACAAGUCCGUCAAGCUGGAGAAGGACGAUACGACAGCCAUGCACCCGCUGCCGCCCGGCGCGGCGCGCAACAACGGGCCCAUGUAUCCGCACUUAGCAUCCAAAGGAGAGACCACACCGACACCAGAUCGGUGGCGCCAGCCGGAGACGAUCUCCCCAAAGUCGGUCCCAAACGGGAUGGGCGAUCUGUUGAGCAAGCCGGUUGCGUAGCAUCCUUUCCUUGUCUUCUGAUGAUUGUUUCCGUCUUUCUAUGUCUCUGUUAUUUGUGUUUGUCUUUGUUGAGAUACCAUGAUAGACCGGCGUGUCUGGCGUUUGGGUAGUACGUCCGAGUCGCGUUCGGGUUGGGGGGGUUGUAUUUUCUUCAUGGGUGCAUGUAUGGUAUGCAUUGGGCGUUUGCUGGUGGUUAUCUUUGUUUAUUGUAAUCGAUUGGAUAGUCGAACAAUCUUACGGUUGCGACGGAGUCGCUAUACAUGGACAUGAA